AUGCUUAUACAAAUAAAUACAGUAUCACUUACAUUUGACUUAUGGACUUCUCGAGCAUAUAAUUCUUAUCUAGGUAUAAUCUGCUAUUGGAUUUCAGAUAAAUUUUGCAUUUAUGAUCUUAUAUUAGAUGUAAUCGAAAUAGAUGCAUAUAAAACUACUAAUGAUAUCAUUGGUUUUAUUGAACCUAUGCUUGAAAAAUUUGGUCUAGAAGGAAAAAAAAAAAGAAAACAAUUAAGAGAAGCUCAACUCAGGCUUGAACGGCCAAUUAAAUGGCUAACCAAUGAUCUUGAAAAUUCAAACAAUAAUGAUUAUCAUCAUAAUGGUGCUAAUAUUUGUGACAAGUUAUUAUCAAAUAAAGAAUUCAAAGUUGUGCAGGCUCUUGUUAAACUUUUAUGCCUAUUUGAUAAGGCCACUGAAAUUCUUUUCAGAUCAAAUUAUGCUAUAUUAAGUAUCAUAGUUCCAACAAUUAAAGAAUUAGUUUACCGGCUAAAUAAUACAAAUAGGUUACGAAAUCAGUUUAAUAAAUUAAACAGAAGUACAAGUCAAGUUAAAAAUGAUACAAGCUUACCUAAAGAAAAGGCUGCAAAAGAGACAAAAUCAGCAAUGAAAAACUUUUUCUCUUCAGUUUGGUAG
Racocetra persica is the source of this 633-nucleotide messenger RNA. The record is from the annotation of a GenBank genome assembly. NCBI's taxonomy places the organism in Eukaryota, Fungi, Glomeromycota, Glomeromycetes, Diversisporales, Gigasporaceae.